CUUUGGCUUCAACUUUCUCCUUUCCCGCUCGACUUCGCAUUACUGUCGUAACAGGUCAUACUAUUUUGUUACAGGAAACCUCCUCUUCGACUCGAUGCCGCCUUCCUCGAUAGCCUCCUUCCAGCCUCGGCCGAUCCUCACCCUCACUUUCUCGUAGAUUCGUGAAUCCCAUCCCCUCGAUAGCUGCACCCGUUGAUUUUCACUCUCCGUGUCUUCAACAUGGCUGGGUCGACUUCUUCGGCUGCGGAGAUGAUCUCCCAACUUGAAGCGGCGCGUAAACUCGCUUUGUCAGACCCUCAAGUAUACAACCAGGUCCUGCCGGGGAUCUUGCCCAUCGUCGGUCCCUCCGCCCAUGUCGAAGUUCGAAGAUGGGGCGCGGAUUUUUUAGCAGAAGCGUUCGCAAGCCCUUCCUUCCCAAAUCCACAAAAAGAACAACUCUCCUCAGACGUGUUACCUACCCUGCGAGCCAUGUUGGAAACACCAGGAGAAGAUCCUGCGGUGAUCAAGAGCGUGAUACAAGCAGCUGCUAGUCUAUACCCUCUGGUGUUCAGACGAGUAAUUUCGCACCCUACGGAAACUGCGCUGUGGCAGGAAAUGAGUCGGAUGAAAUUGAACAUUCUCCAGAGGAUGGAUUCUGCUCCCAUCGCAGUCAGAGUUUGUUGCAUCAAGUUUGUGCAGAAGGUCGUCCAAAUAGAGACCCCCGGUUUGAUCUCAGAUCCUCGACGCCCCGAGCAAAAUGAGAUCUCGAUGGCGUUGGUUCCACGAACACACCCUGUUCUGCAACCCCCCAAUCUAGAGGCUGAGGCAUCCGGUCUGCUGGACAGACUAUUGAGUGUAUUUCAGGAGACCCCGAUGGAUCCCAUUCUUGUCGAUGCGACGCUUAACUGCCUGCCGGUUCUAAUCCGGACACGGCCCUCCAUCUCCACCAAGAUUGUCUCUGCAAUUCUCAACUUCAACCCACUGAAGCAGGCCAAUGCUCCGAUGACCCCUCGACUGAUGGUUAUUGUAAGAUCAAUGGAGAGGACAACGAGGGCUUUGUUACGAUGGGCAUUGAGGGCUGUCCCAAACCACCCUCUGGAACAGAAGAUCCAGGCAUACCUCAUGCGCCUUCAGCAGUCACGUUCAGCGUUAUUUGCAGAACCUACGGCCCAGAAACGCCCAGCAGAGCCCACCGAUGGGUUGGACGAUGCGAAGAGGCAGAGACUCACAGCAGGCAUUCGCAAAUUUCCGCCCAUGCCCCCACCACCGAACACCUAUAGCCACCUAUUCACGCUUACCGAAGAUACCAGCCUUCAGCAAUUUGAUGUUACUCUUCUCCCUGCUGACAUUGUCAGCACUGUGACUGCGGUUUUCUUGCAACACGUCGAUUCGAAUUCUCUGGAUGGCGCCAUCGACGCAGUCCGGUCCAGAUAUAAUCACUUGCAGAAAGUGAAUCAACCUACUCCUAUCCCCGAGGUGCCAAUGCUUGGCCCCACAGGAAUCGAUGAUGAGGAUGACUACGAUCCUGAAUUUGUUACUGGUACAGAGCCAAUGGUUGAGUCAACUACAGAGAGAGCCUUGGAGGAGCUCGCGCAACCAGCCAUUGAGUUGGGCCCAUUCGAGCUACCUAAGCCCCCGCCAUUGACUGGUGCGGAAGUCGAAACGUUAUCAGAUCAGACUGUCGGACAUGUCUUUCAACUGGUCGCUUCGCUUGAGGCCGCAGGACACUCUCACACCAAGCAGCAACUAGGAUUGAAUCGAAUAGCGGCUAGCGGCAACGAUCGAGACUCUUGGGCGACAAUCCUGAUGCGCUUGGCCACCAGAGCCCCGGCAGGCCUCGACGAGCUUGCCAACGCCUUGAACGAAGACGAUGCAGAUGCCUCCAUGCAACUCAUUAAAUCAGAAGACGCCGAGGAAACAGCCAAUGUCGCAAACCGCAUCCGCCAGACCCUCUUCAUGUAUGUUCUUGAAGAUUUCCGACCGCGCCUUAAUAUGGCCAUCUCCUGGCUAACGGAAGAAUGGUAUGCCGACAAAAUGGCCGCAAAGACACAUCCGGAACUUAACAGUCUACCGAACUACACCCGUUGGGCGCAUCGUCUCAUCGAUCGUCUUCUCCCUUACCUUGACGCCCGAGACAAGAACCUUCUGAUUCGGUUCCUUUCUGAAAUCCCUAGUAUUGAUCGCGAGAUUUUGAGCCGGGUCAAGAGCUUGGCGAGAGAUCCCGAAAGGAUUAAUAUGUGUAUCCUUGCAAUGCAAUACCUAUUGCUGAUGAGGCCGCCGGUUAGAGACAUGGUGCUGGAUACGAUCGAAGUGAUCUGGACGGAAGGAGAUGAUCAGGCUCGGGGAGCGACAAGUAAGGUGCUCGCGAGAUGGAGACCCGGAUUCCUGGAACAGGCCGUGAAGGCAGAAGAAAUCGAAACCAAGACGAAUAUUAAACAGGAGACGAAGGCGAAUGGGGUUACGAGUCGUUCCCCUGUUGCGCAUGUCGCUUCAGACGCAGCUGUGGAUGCAACGGAGUCCAUGAGGAUGGAUCCCAGAAAGAGAAAAGCCCUCGCGGCCGCAAAUGGAUGAUAGUUACACAGACGAGGAAAUUGAGCGCUUAAUUCGCACUGUACCACCAUACCAUAAGGAGAGGAUGGGAUCGAGCAAUCAUGUUUACACACGAGAACCGGUGCAAAGGAGAUAUCAAUCAGUUGGUAAAGAUCUCCUUGAAUUGCACAUAUACUCCGUACUGAUCAUCCAACAUCAUCUAUGCUGUUUUGCCAAAUAUAUACGGG
Cladophialophora immunda is the source of this 2756-nucleotide messenger RNA. RefSeq lists its product as uncharacterized. The transcript has 3 exons. Bases 220 to 2550 code for a protein of 776 amino acids. NCBI's taxonomy places the organism in Eukaryota, Fungi, Ascomycota, Eurotiomycetes, Chaetothyriales, Herpotrichiellaceae. Gene Ontology annotation, cellular component: mRNA cleavage and polyadenylation specificity factor complex. The record is from RefSeq and is a predicted model, not a curated record.